This is a messenger RNA of Suricata suricatta (meerkat), 2834 nucleotides long. RefSeq names its product LIM domain containing preferred translocation partner in lipoma (gene LPP). The coding region runs from base 469 to 2349 and encodes 626 amino acids. The record is from RefSeq and is a predicted model, not a curated record. Gene Ontology annotation, biological process: cell-cell adhesion. The transcript has 14 exons. Gene Ontology annotation, cellular component: stress fiber; focal adhesion. NCBI's taxonomy places the organism in Eukaryota, Metazoa, Chordata, Mammalia, Carnivora, Herpestidae.
AAGUUUCACUUUUUGUCUGUGGGUCCGCUCCCGGCCCCCGCGCGAGCUUUCCCGGGACAAGUAGCGUUAGCAAGGAGGGGAGAGCCGGGCGCUGCAAGGUGAGGACAUCGAGGCUCAGAAACAAAGCCGAAGACAGAACACAGUCACCUGCUUCUCAUUUGAGGACUUUGUUCAUUGUUCUACUGGGCACUCAUAGGAGGGAAGCUCUUUUUCCUUAAUUGACACUAGCAUUGCAGUUUGCCGAACCUUGCGUCCACUGACCAUUUGAAGAGCUAGUUAUCUGAGAGUUGUACAUCUAUCACCAAAAGCAAUUUUGGAACAUUUUCCUCACCUCAAAAAGAAAUCCACACCCACUGGCAAUCACUCCUUAUUCUUCAGAUCUCCUUCACCAAGUCCUGAACAACCGCUAAUCUGCUCUCUUCUCUGUAGAGUUGCCUAUUCUGGACAUUUCCUUUUCAGAUUCUGACAAUGUCUCAUCCAUCUUGGCUGCCACCCAAAAGCACUGGGGAGCCCCUUGGCCAUGUGCCUGCACGGAUGGAGACCACCCAUUCCUUUGGGACUCCCAGCAUUUCAGUGUCCACACAACAACCACCCAAGAAGUUUGCACCAGUAGUUGCUCCAAAGCCCAAGUACAACCCGUACAAACCUGGCGGUGAAGGUGAUUUUCUUCCACCCCCACCUCCACCUCUAGAGGAUCCUGGUGCUCUUCCAUCAGUCUCUGGAAACUUCCCUCCUCCACCGCCCCUUGAUGAAGGUGCUUUCAGGACACAGGGAAAUCCUGGAGGCAAGACCCUUGAGGAGAGACGUUCUAGCCUGGAUGCCGAGAUAGACUCGCUGACUAGCAUCUUGGCUGACCUUGAGUGCAGCUCCCCCUACAAGCCUCGGCUCCCACAGGGGUCUACUAGUUCGACAGCCUCUCCUCCAGUUUCCACUCCUGUCACAGGACAUAAAAGAAUGGUUAUACCAAACCAACCCCCUCUAACAGCAACCAAAAAGUCUACACUGAAACCCCAGCCUGCACCCCAGGCAGGACCCAUCCCUGUGGCGCCGAUCGGAACACUAAAACCCCAGCCUCAACCAGUCCCCGCCUCCUACACUACGGCGUCCACCCCUUCAAGGCCUACCUUCAAUGUGCAGGUGAAGUCAGCCCAGCCCAGCUCGCAUUACAUGGCUGCUCCUUCAUCAGGACAAUUUUAUGGCGCAGGCCCGGGACCCCAGGGCUAUAACACUCAACCAGUUUCUAUCUCUGGGCAAUGCCCACCUCCUUCAACACGAGGGGGCAUGGACUAUGCAUAUAUUCCACCACCAGGACUUCAACCUGACCCUGGGUACGGGUAUGCCCCCAACCAAGGACGCUUUUAUGAAGCCUAUUGCCCAUCAGGGCCUGGCUAUGGGGGCAAAAAUGACUCUGAUCCAGCUUAUGGCCAACAAGGGCAUCCAAAUACAUGGAAGCGGGACCAAGGGUAUACUCCUUCUGGAACAGGAAACCAGAACCCAGCUGGGAUGUAUCCAGUUACUGGUCCCAAGAAGACCUAUAUCACAGAUCCGGUUUCAGUGCCCUGUGCACCACCACUGCAACAAAAGAAAGCAGCCUUGGGGGGAUACAAGAAUAUUCUGAUGCAAGGUGGACAGACAGGAUCCAUGGGGCCUCCCACUGUUUCCCCAUCAUUCCGCCCUGAAGAUGAGCUAGAACACCUAACCAAGAAGAUGCUGUAUGAUAUGGAGAAUCCACCUGCUGAUGAAUACUUUGGCCGCUGUGCUCGCUGUGGGGAAAAUGUAGUCGGUGAAGGGACAGGAUGCACUGCCAUGGAUCAGGUCUUCCAUGUGGAAUGUUUUACCUGCAUCAUCUGCAACAACAAGCUCCGAGGACAGCCCUUCUAUGCCGUGGAGAAGAAAGCCUACUGUGAGCCCUGCUACAUUAAUACCCUGGAGCAGUGCAGCGUGUGCUCCAAGCCCAUCAUGGAGCGGAUCCUGCGAGCCACCGGAAAGGCCUAUCAUCCUCACUGCUUUACUUGUGUGAUGUGCCACCGCAGCCUUGAUGGGAUCCCAUUCACCGUGGACGCUGGUGGCCUCAUUCACUGCAUUGAGGACUUCCACAAGAAAUUUGCCCCCCGAUGUUCUGUGUGCAAGGAGCCUAUCAUGCCUGCCCCAGGCCAGGAGGAGACUGUCCGGAUUGUGGCUCUCGAUCGCGAUUUCCAUGUUCAUUGCUACCGGUGUGAGGAUUGUGGUGGUCUCUUGUCUGAAGGAGAUAACCAAGGCUGCUACCCUCUGGAUGGACACAUCCUCUGCAAAACGUGCAACUCCGCCCGCAUUAGGGUGCUGACGGCCAAGGCCAGCACCGACCUUUAAAUUCAGUUGCCUGCUUACCUGCUUAGCUGGUGGCGCUGAGAAGAAAGAAGAAACACAAGAAAAAAGAUAAGAAAAGAAAUGGGAAAAAUACAGGAAGGCAAUUGGGACAGUCUCUGUUCUUCAUCUAAUAUUAACCUUUCUUUAGAAACACAUAGAUUAUGAGAUUUUUUUUUUAAGUUCUCACCAAAUACACAUUUCACAUUUAAUCAUGUAGGACCUUGAUGGGCCUUUGUUCCCAAGGACUCCCACAUUUUUGCACGGAUUAUACUCCAUCCCAUUCACUUCUGCAUUCCUGUAACUUUUAAUCCCUAUGUUUGUCUCACUUUUCAUCUGGUUGAAUGGCUUUUUUUAGUGUGGUAUUUGCUGUCACACAGUUUUUCCUGGGUGAGUCUGCCAACUCACAGGUGCUUUUAGGCUUAAAGGUUCCAUCCUGUCACUUCCACGUUGCCUGUGAUCAUAAAGAACAGUCAUUUUUUCUCUGUGUA